AUGAGGCCUUCUUCAGGAAGAAUCAAUGUCGCUGCGAGUGCUCAGAAGCGCGAUGUCGACAAUCGGUUCUCGCUCCGCUACUAUAAUCGCAUCGCUGAUAAUAUCCUGAAGCAGGCUGACAUCUUUCGAGAAGAGAAGAAUGUUAUAGAUUUAUAUGUCAUGCUCCUAAGGUAUUCAAGUUUGGUUUCUGAGACAAUACCAUGCCAUCGAGAUUACAGAGCGUCUUUACAGAGCAAUAAAAUUUCUCUGAAAAAGAAAUUGUUAAAUGCCCUGACUGAGCUGGAGGAAUUGAAGCCAGCAGUGCGACAGAAGAUUGAUGAAUUAAACAGAAAACAUACACAUCAAGUAAAUGGGUGGGGAAAUAGUCAACAAGGCAAUUCUUUGUAUUCCUCGAUGGACUGCACUCCUGGCGAAAAGAAAAAAUUGAUUAGUUAUGGUACAACUAAGACAAUACCAUGCCAUCGAGAUUACAGAGCGUCUUUACAGAGCAAUAAAAUUUCUCUGAAAAAGAAAUUGUUAAAUGCCCUGACUGAGCUGGAGGAAUUGAAGCCAGCAGUGCGACAGAAGAUUGAUGAAUUAAACAGAAAACAUACACAUCAAGUAAAUGGGUGGGGAAAUAGUCAACAAGGCAAUUCUUUGUAUUCCUCGAUGGACUGCACUCCUGGCGAAAAGAAAAAAUUGAUUAGUUAUGGUACAACUAAGACACCGCGAUCUGUUGCUCAACCACUGGUAUAUCAAGGCCCAAGAACUCAGCCAUUCUCACAUGCAAAGCCAGUAGAAGACCGAUUCCGGCAAUUAUCACUUAGUAUCCCACUUCCAAAGGCGGAAACUCUUUCCAGACAUUCUAUUUUGGGGCCAAAUGGGCUUCGUGGGCAGUGGCAGCCUCCAAGCAGUGAUAAAUGGGUCCAAUAUCCAAGCAAUAUAGACUUUACUCCAGUUGAAAUCCCAAGGGAAAACAGCCUUCAGCAGCCUGUGGAAGAUGGACCUUUGACAAAAAAAGACAGUAGCAGCUCAGACCAUGAAAGAUCAAAUUUGGAAUCAGUUCUUAAGGCAAAAGAUGAUGACCAAAAGCGUCAUGCUGAAGAACCUGGUUCCUUGAUUUCCUUUGACGCAAUAGAAACCCCUUUUCAAACAGAAAUUAUCAGACAACCUUCUCCCCCUCCUGUCUUAGCUAGUGUACAGGAUUUGAUCCCCACAACGUCACCCUCACCCUCAAUCGCCGAGGCAGAAUAUGCGAUGGAGAAUCCCUCCCUUGAUGGAUUAGUUUGUUCUGAAUCUCCCAUGCAAUUACACAUUUCAACGGCAUUGAUGGACAGCUUCAUGAAGAGGGCUCAGUCAAAUACAGACAAGAAUUUAGAAACUUGUGGUGUCCUUGCAGGGUCGCUUAAAAACCGAAAAUUUUUUAUUACUGCUCUCAUCAUUCCAAAGCAAGAAUCGACAUCAGACUCGUGUCAGACCACAAAUGAGGAAGAAAUAUUUGAAGUGCAAGAUAAGCAAUCCCUUUUUCCUCUAGGAUGGAUUCAUACUGUUAGCUUGGCAGGAAUGGACUGCUGGAAUGGUUAUAUUACAUUCCUGUUCAGCCAAGUUUCUCUGUCUGGGAUGCAAUACGAGACACAUCCUACACAGUCUUGUUUCAUGUCAUCAAUUGAUGUCCAUACCCAUUACUCAUAUCAGAUUAUGUUGCCCGAGGCCAUAGCAAUUGUCAUGGCACCGAAAGAUAGUUCAAGAACCCAUGGGAUUUUCCGGUUAACAACUCCAGGAGGCAUGUCAGUUAUCAGACAAUGCCCACAGCGUGGAUUUCAUCCACACGAUCCACCUCCAGAUGGUGGCCCCAUUUACAAACAAUGUACAGAUGUUUACUUGAAUCCUAACUUGAAGUUUGAAGUCAUUGAUUUAAGGGAAAUAUUGCUGUUUGGCCAUUUGGCUGUAUAUCUUCUUCCUGUGUACCAGGCUCCACUACUUGUUCUCUUCUGUCGGGAAGAUGUUAGCACUUUUGCUGCAAAUUUGGAUGGCCCUGCAGUCCAGACUUCUGUUCUCGCCCUUCUCCUUUGA
Molecule: messenger RNA, 2052 nt
Organism: Ilex paraguariensis (yerba mate)
Lineage: Eukaryota; Viridiplantae; Streptophyta; Magnoliopsida; Aquifoliales; Aquifoliaceae
Source: the annotation of a GenBank genome assembly